AUGUCCCCCUCGAACGGAUUCGAAGGCUUUCGGAACGACGAGGCAGACCAGAUGCGGUCAAUGAUCAACAGCGCUGCAUCGCCGCUGCCCGCACUUCCCGACGAACUUCUCGCCGCACUUGCUCGCGAACCGCCUCCAGCCGGCUCGACACGUACAAGCCUCGCUUAUGACCGCCCAGAACCCCAUCUCGAGUCUACGUCGCAGAGCCCUUUCAGCUUAUCCUACCCACUAUCCUCAUCCGCCUCGCCGCCGCAACCACCGACCUUUCAACCAUUGCCGCCCGACCAGCCUGCUGCGACAGGUUACUCUUCCUGCAGAACAGUCUCUGCGACGCCAAACAGUACGCUGGGCGGGAUGACGUCCUCGAAGUCCGCAAUCCACAGUCCGCCAAUCCCGACAUCUUCGCCGUCGAGAACCCGAACCAUACUUAGAUCACUACCCUUCGGCACCAUCUCCCGCGGGAAGGCGUCGACUCCGCCAACAGUGCCCUCGCCCGCUGAAGAGUACACCAUCCCUUCACCGCGCGGCUACCACCUCCCGCCAGGCCUCUCGCCCGCCCAGGAGGAAGCCUUCGAGUUUGACCGGACUCAAGCCGUAACGGCUGGCGGCCAGACGCCCGGUUCUGCCAGUGCGUACGAACUUCGCCCGUCGCGGUCUCGAACGCAAACAGGAUCCUCCAGCAUGUCGAACACGCCGUCUUCAGGCUCCAUCAACUCGCGGAUGCCACCAGCUGUCGUUCUCGCGGCGGAGAUGUCUCGAGCGGACUCGUCGGGCAGCGGACGAGCACCGAGAUCUCCCGUCGACGGUGACGCAGCGGAGGAGCAUUGGCGAGCGAUUGUCGCGGCUGGCGGUCGGAGAGGUAGCGCACUCGCAGAAGAGUACACGAGGGACCUCUCGCUCGGUCGCGGCGAGAUCGAAGGCGUGAAGCUGGUCGAGGAGAACGACGAAGGGGAGGAAGAGGACGUCGACGGAUCCUUGCGCGACCUCCAGCGGGAACUCGCAGAACUCGCGGUACAGCCAACGAUUCCGACUCGCCGGCCCAGCGUCUUCUCGCUGCGUCAUCAGCUCGCUACACUUUCCGUCGACCCGCUGCACUACGAUUCGGCCGCUGCCCGACCUCCAGCGAGCGCUCAGACCGCAGAAGGCGGUCCCUCAUCGCAUACCGGCGAGCCUGGCCUAUCGGAGAAUCAGCACACCCUCGAUCCAGUCUCGCCCGUCUCUGCCGCCGACUUCAUCGUCGCCGUCGUCGGUCCUCGCCAUGUCGGCAAGUCGUCCGUCAUUCGCCGAGGUCUGAAACGACCGCUCGCCGAUCCAUUCGUCCUCCACGAGGACGAGCAGGGGAACCGCGUCACGACAAGCACGACUUCGUUCAGCAUCGGCGGACAGAGGCGGACUAUCGAAGUCCUCGAGAUCGACGAGGGAAUGCUGCGGUAUAGUGAGGAGGGCGUCGUUUGGCCGGAUGGGCUGCCGCAAUGCGAAGCGGCGAUGCUCUGCUACGACGCCUCGAACGCCAACUCGCUCGAUUCCCUCUCGACUCUUCUCGAGGCAUUCUGGACUCGCGGAUCUGAUGUCCCCCUCAUCGUUCUCGCCUGCAAGUCUGGCGGUCCCGGCGCUACUCAGCCCGAUGCAGCAGAUCCUCGACUCGCCGCAAACAUCUGCAACGUUUAUGGCGCGGGCAUUGUGCAGCUCGACGGCGGUCUGGAAGAUCCGCAGCGGAAGUCGAAAGAAUGCUUCAACUGGGUCAUCCGGCAGAUCAUGGACAACCGAGGCGAAUCGAUGGCGUCAGUUCCCGACUCGCCUACAAGCAGUCGCCGAGACUCCGUCCAGCGAGGGACCACCUCCUUUGCCUACGCGACCGUGCCAGACGCCGCCAUACAUCGUCCGUCUGCAUCCGGCCCUCUCGCGCUCUCGGUCGUCGAAGAAUCGCCUGUCACGGCGGAAGCGCAGCGGAGCGCACAGGAACAGGCCGAACUCGAGGCGGCGGAUGCUGAGGCAGACGCCGCCGUCGCAGCCCUUCUCGCAGCGACAGGCGCCGUUGACGACGACGACGCUAAGCUCUCUGCUGAACCUCACACGGAGAUGCGAGGCGCUCGACCGCGUACACCUUUGUAUGUCUCCGCGACGCCUGCCGAGCUCGAUGGGAAGCUACAGGUCGCAGAGGUUCCGCCCCCGCCUAUCGAGCGUCGCGGAUCGAAGACGACUUCCAUGGACCUCUUCUUCCGCCGAGAAGACCUCAUCGACAAGUUUCUCUUCGCCGCUGUCGCUGGGAACGAUGAACAAUUCGUCACGCUUUUCCUCAUCACCUUUCGACGCUUCGCUCGCCCGUACGAUGUCCUCGAGAGACUCAUCGAGCGGUUCGACUUUGUCGCCCAGCAGCAGCAGACGGAUCCUCUUCUUUGUCGCUACGGCCAGAUGCGGCUGUGCGGCAUACUCUCGACCUGGAUGCAGACCUCGCCGGGCGAUUUCGCGGCGCCGACUACCUUCGGCCUCCUCCAGCCUUUUCUCGAGAGUCUCCUGCCGCGCGGUGCGACAUGGGUCGCCCAUUACGCCUUUGAGCUUGUCCCCUUACUCGCGCCGAUCUCAUCUAUCCCGGACCCCGAGUCGGGUUGGGCUAUCCCCGACAAGACGGCCGACGACUCGCCGAGCCUGUCGCCAGUCACGCCUCGCCCACCCCUUCCUGAGCGGCGCCCGUCUCACGCUGCUUCCUACGCCUCCUCUAGCAGCUUCGCACCAGCCCGACCCGAUGCUGGUCAAGCAGCAAGCCUUGUCCCGUCCUCAACAGCCAGCGGAUCGGCAGAUCUCGUGUCGUACGACGGGACCCCAAUGAGCCGGCAGCAUACAUCUUCAGACGUCGGAACGGUCGAGACGCAGGCUUCGAGUGCAGGUACUGGCGCCAGCGCGGAGGCGUUGACCCGGACGAUGCCGUCGAGCGCCAUGCUUGUCGAUCUCUCGAACGCAAUCCUCGAGAUGCGCGAGCAGGAUAUCGCGACCCAGAUCACGCGGAUCACCUGGCAAGCGUUCUCCGGCAUGACACCUCGCGAUUUGAUGCGGCAUGUCCUCGCGCCGCGAGACCCAUCGAAUCCUUCGGUCGCCUUCCGAGUCGCUGACGGCUCCGUCGCUCGCUCCAUCGGCUUCGUCAAUCACCUCGCCAACUGGACGUCGACGCUGAUACUCGUGCAGAGCCGCGUCAAGGCGCGCGCUCGCAUGAUCGAGAAGCUCCUCUCGGUCGCCGUCGAGCUCCGCCAGCAGGAGAACUUCGACGCCCUCAUGGGCGUUCUCGCUGGCCUCAACGCGCAGCCUAUCUUCCGUCUCUCCGAGACCUUCGACCUCGUGACGAGCAAGCUCGACGGCGACGCUCGUCUCCAGCCACAGCGUGCCAUCCAACCGGACGGCGACUCGCAGCGACUGCCGAAGAAGCUCCGCUCGCUGAACCGGCUCAUGUCGGCAUCCAAAGCCUUCGCGGCCUACCGCCUCGCUCUCGCCAACUCAGGCAUCACCAUGAUCCCUUACCUCGGCGUGCACCUGCAAGACCUUACCAUCGUCAACGAGAGCAAGUCCGACCGGCGCGAUGGCCUUGUGAAUUGGUCAAAGUUCAGCCAGCUCGGCAAAUCCGCCGCCAUCGUCCUCGACUGCGCCAAAGUCGCCCCCAAACUCCCCGUCGACAAGACUAUCGAACGCUGCGUUCUGGACGUCCCGCUUCUCGACGAAGACCGCCAGUACACCCUCUCGUACGCCCAUCAACCACGAGGCGAAGGCAAGACUGGCACUCGCAGCCGGCUGCGAGACCUCGCCAAGUCGACCUUUGCUGCUACCUGA
Messenger RNA from Rhodotorula toruloides NP11, 3816 nucleotides. RefSeq names its product RAS guanyl-releasing protein 1. Gene Ontology annotation, molecular function: guanyl-nucleotide exchange factor activity. The coding region runs from base 1 to 3816 and encodes 1271 amino acids. The transcript has 8 exons. NCBI's taxonomy places the organism in Eukaryota, Fungi, Basidiomycota, Microbotryomycetes, Sporidiobolales, Sporidiobolaceae. Gene Ontology annotation, biological process: Ras protein signal transduction; positive regulation of GTPase activity. The record is from RefSeq and is a predicted model, not a curated record. Gene Ontology annotation, cellular component: plasma membrane.